Messenger RNA from Galeopterus variegatus (Sunda flying lemur), 2133 nucleotides. RefSeq names its product cell division cycle 25C (gene CDC25C). Bases 159 to 1703 code for a protein of 514 amino acids. Gene Ontology annotation, cellular component: cytoplasm; nucleus. The record is from RefSeq and is a predicted model, not a curated record. Gene Ontology annotation, molecular function: protein tyrosine phosphatase activity. Gene Ontology annotation, biological process: protein dephosphorylation; positive regulation of G2/M transition of mitotic cell cycle; G2/M transition of mitotic cell cycle. The transcript is spliced from 15 exons. NCBI's taxonomy places the organism in Eukaryota, Metazoa, Chordata, Mammalia, Dermoptera, Cynocephalidae.
AAGGAAGCUCAGAGGACCGAAUGGGCAUCGUCGCGAGUUGAGGAGAUCCGAGUUCCUCCCGGUCAGGAGUCUCGAGCUGUGUGGCCCGAACAAGUUUAAGUCCUCCAUUCAUUCCAUCUUUGAAGUCCUGAGGUUGUCUCUCCUCGAGCUUGGAUAGCAUGUCUACAGAACUCUUCUCAUCCGCAAGAGAGGAGGGAAGCCCUGGCUCAGGACCCAGUUUUAGGUCCAGUCAGAGGAAGAUGUUAAAUCUGCUCUUGGAGGGAGACACUUCCUUUACCAUCUGUCCAGAUCUCCCUAGAACUCCAGUGGGCAAAGUCCUUGGUGAUUCUGCAAACCUAAGCAUUUCGUCUGGAGGAACUCCAAAACGUUGCCUUGAUCUUUCGAAUCUUAGCAGUGGAGAGAUGUCUGCUGCUCAGCUUACCACUUCUAAAGACCUUGAUGAAACUGAUAAAGAGAAGGGAGGUCACUCGGAUACUUCAGGACCUCAGGAAGUACAGUUAGCUGGGAUGAAUCAUCACCAGCACCUUAUGAAAUGCAGCCCAGUACGCCUUCUUUGUAGCACUCCGAAUGCUUUGGACCAUGGCCAUAGAAAAACAGAUGCAACAUGUAGCUCAUCCUCAAAUAAAGAAAAUGAAAACAACACUUUGAAGCCCUUGGAGUGGCAGGCACCCAGGAACCUGAGAUUUCAAAAGAGACGAGGGGGGCCUUAUGUGUCUCCCCUUUUUCUGCUGGACAAUGGAAACUUGGUGGAAAAUGAAAUGAAAUAUCUGGGCAGUCCCAUUACUACAGUUCCAAAAUUGAAUAAAAAUCCAGAACUAGGAGAAGACCAGGCAGAAGAGAUUUCAAAUAAAUUGAUGGAGUUUUCCCUGGAAGAGCAAGAAGAGACCAAGGCAUCACUGAACAGAAACAGCCUGUAUCGCUCCCCCUCGAUGCCAGAGAAUUUGAACAGGCCAAGACUGAAGCAGGUGGUAAAAUUCAAAGACAACCCACUACCAGAUAAAGUAAAAAAGAAGUAUUGUUUUGGCCACAAAAGGCUCAGGAAGGGCUUAGGUCUAAAGAAGACAAUCUCUCUCUGUGACAUUAAUAUCACUCACAUGCUGGAGGAAGAUUCUAACCAUGAGCAUCUGAUUGGUGAUUUCUCCAAGGUAUGUGUGCUGCCAACCGUGUCAGGGAGACACCAAGAUCUGAAGUACGUCAACCCAGAAACAGUGGCCGCUUUACUGAUGGGGAAGUUUCAGGUUCUGAUUGAGAAGUUUUAUAUCAUCGAUUGCCGCUAUCCAUAUGAGUACCAGGGAGGACACAUCCAGGGAGCCUUAAACUUGUAUAGUCAGGAAGAACUGUAUAACUUCUUUCUGAAGAAACCUAUUGUCCCCUUGGAUGCCCAGAAAAGAAUAAUCGUCGUGUUCCACUGUGAAUUCUCCUCAGAGAGGGGCCCCCGAAUGUGCCGCUCUCUGAGAGAAGAGGACAGGGCUCUGAACCAGUAUCCUGCAUUGUACUACCCAGAGCUAUAUAUCCUCAAAGGGGGCUACAGAGACUUCUUUCCAGAAUAUACGGAGCUAUGUGAACCACAGAGCUACUGCCCUAUGCAUCACCAGGACCACAAGGCUGAGCUGCUGAAGUGUCGAAGCCAGAGCAAAGCACAGGAAGGGGAGCGGCAGCUGCAGGAGCAGAUUGCCCUCCUGGUGAAGGACGUGAGCCCAUGAUAACAGAUCGGCCACUGGCUGCUAAGGAGUCACCAAAAGAUACAACCUUGAGCAAAAAUAGGCUGUCCUCUACAUGGCUAAACCCAAGAUCAUUGAGAUAUGUAUGCAAACCACCAGGCUGCCAAACUAAUGAAAUCCCAGUCCUGGGGACUGGUUAAUAAAGCUGCUGGAUGGUGGCUGAGUCCUGGAGCUGGCUCUGUAAUGCUGUAGCCUUGAGUUGCAGAGAUUUGUGUUACGGAUUUGUGUUGCUUUGGGGAGCCCUUGCAUUCCUCUUCCCCACUACUCAUAUCUUCUCACAAGCCAGCCAGCUCUUUCUCUCGCUGGGCUUCUGGCUAUACAAGAGAGUUGCCCACCUUCAUUCCCUGUCUUUUCCUUCUUUGUUCCCCCCUCUUCCUUUUUUUAAAAUGGGAAAAUAAACACUGUGGAAUGA